ACCUAGCUAUCCCAUACCGAGAGCGCAUGCGCGCCCACUGCCCACAGGUCAAAGCCAGACAUCCUCACAGGAGGCGGCCCGAGGCCCAACUGAAUUAGGCAGCCGCGUCAGCUCAGGAACCAGCGCUUGCCAGAUAUGGAUGGGCGCGUCACACUCGCACGGCCACACGCCGUCCUGCUCGUGCUCCUGCUCCUCGCCGCCGCGGAGGCGUCAGCGGCGGCGGCGCCAGCCUCCAAGCAGCAGUGCCACUCCGGCGACAGGGCGGCGCUGCUCGCCGUCAAGGCGGCCUUCGGCAACGCCUCCUACUUCAUCUCAUGGACGGCCGACAUCCCGUGCUGCCACUGGUUCGGCGUCCGCUGCGACGACGCGGAAUCCUCCUCCUCGACACCCGCGGGCGGCCGCCGCGUCGUCAGCCUGGCCAUCAUGCGGGACGCCAACAUCCGCGGCCCCGUGCCCGGCGCCGCCAUCGCCCGCCUCACCGCCCUCCAAGAGCUUCUGUUCCUCCACGUGCCCGGCGUGUCGGGCACCAUCCCCCGGGCCCUCACCCGCCUCUCCGCCCUCAUGGACCUCACCAUCUCCCGCACCGGCGUGUCGGGCCAGGUCCCGGCGUUCCUCGGCGACCUCCGCGCGCUCAGGUCCCUGGACCUCUCCUUCAACGCGCUCACGGGCGCCAUCCCGGCGACCCUCGCCGCGCUCCCGCGCCUGGCCAGCGUCGACCUCGGACACAACCGCCUCACGGGCGCCAUCCCGCCGCUGCUCCUCGUCAACUCCGGCGCGGAGGCGUUCCUCACCCUGUCGCACAACAACCUCUCCGGGAGCGUCCCCGCCGAGUUCGCAUCCGUCAGCUUCGUCCAGGUGGACCUGUCCCGCAACGCGCUCGCCGGAGACGCGUCCGUCCUGUUCGGCCGCGGGAAGCCGCUGCUGGUCAGCGUCAACCUCUCGCGCAACGCCUUCAGCUUCGACAUGUCCCGGCUGGAGCUCCCCGAGCGGCUCGCGUCACUGGACGUCAGCCACAACGGGAUCCACGGCGGCGUCCCGGCGGCGGCGGGGAACCUGAGCCAGCUCAUGUUCUUCAACGUCAGCUACAACCAGCUCUGCGGCCAGCUGCCGAGGGGCUUGGCCGCAUUCGAGGUCUACAGCUUCCGGCACAACAAGUGCCUCUGCGGCGCGCCCCUUCCGGCUUGCCAAGCGUAACUCCAUCUAUCCUAAUAAUAAACUAAUAAAGUGCUGGUAACGCUGUCUGUUUGUUUUCCUCUUAAAUUAAAUAAGCUGGAUUAUGAUAAAAGGUAAUUUAAAUAAGCUGGAUUAUGUAAAAGGUAGUAAGGUAAAAGAUCAUCAUGAAAGCUUAUUUCAGAUUA
Messenger RNA from Setaria italica (foxtail millet), 1358 nucleotides. Its product is annotated as polygalacturonase inhibitor. The transcript has a single exon. The record is from RefSeq and is a predicted model, not a curated record. Gene Ontology annotation, molecular function: protein binding. Bases 136 to 1194 code for a protein of 352 amino acids. NCBI's taxonomy places the organism in Eukaryota, Viridiplantae, Streptophyta, Magnoliopsida, Poales, Poaceae.